This is a messenger RNA of Aedes aegypti (yellow fever mosquito), 2402 nucleotides long. Its product is annotated as transketolase-like protein 2. The record is from RefSeq and is a predicted model, not a curated record. Lineage: Eukaryota; Metazoa; Arthropoda; Insecta; Diptera; Culicidae. The transcript is spliced from 4 exons. Gene Ontology annotation, molecular function: transketolase activity; thiamine pyrophosphate binding. Bases 191 to 2074 code for a protein of 627 amino acids.
CGGUAAAAUUGCGUCAGUCAACAAACUGCUCGCCUCACAGUCACUCAGUCAGUCAGUCGUUUGUCAGCCUCCGCGAAAGUCACACGUGUUUGCGUAGCGCGAUUUCCUCUUAUCGAUCCAGUCACAAAAAAGUGAUAGUCUUGUUUUACAGCUUUCGGUGUUUGAAGCGAAGAAGAAAAAGCAGUGCAAAAUGCCCACGUAUCACAAGCCCGAAUCCAAGACUAUCCAGGAGCUGAAGGAUAUCGCUCACAAACUGCGUAUUCACUCGAUUACAUCGACUCAGGCGUCCAAGUCCGGUCAUCCGACGUCAUGUGCGUCAAUUGCGGAAAUUAUGUCGGUGUUGUUUUUCAACACGAUGCGCUACAAAAUCUCCGCCCCGCGCGAUGCCUCUUCGGAUCGGUUCAUCCUUUCGAAGGGUCAUGCAGCGCCGAUUCUGUACGCCGCGUGGGCUGAGGCUGGCCUUUUCCCAACCAGCGACUUGAUGAAUCUGCGCAAGAUCGAUUCGGAUCUAGAGGGACAUCCAACGCCACGUUUGAACUUUGUCGAUGUGGGAACCGGCUCUUUGGGUCAGGGAGUGGCCGUCGCCUGUGGAAUGGCCUACAUUGGCAAGAACAUCGACAAAGCCGACUACAGGACCUAUGUGCUGGUCGGAGAUGGUGAAUCUGCGGAAGGUUCGAUCUGGGAAUCGCUGCAUUUCGCUGGCCAUUACAAACUGGAUAACUUGUGUGUGAUUUUCGACGUUAACCGACUGGGACAGUCGGAACCAACUUCCCUGCAGCACCAGAUGGAAGUUUAUCGCAAGCGCCUGGAUGCUUUCGGUUUCAACGCGAUCGUCGUCGAUGGCCACGAUGUGGAAGAAUUGUGCAAAGCUUUCUUCGAAGCUUCCGUGACCAAGGAUCGCCCAACGGCUAUCGUUGCCAAGACCUUCAAGGGCAAGCAUUUCCCCAACAUUGAGGAUUUAGAAAAUUGGCAUGGAAAGCCUCUGGGUGAGAACGCCAAUGGUGUCAUUGAACAUUUGCAGUCGUUGAUUCGCAACGGUGGACCACUUCAGAUUGCUCCUCCUUCGCCACAGAAAGAGGGUGCUAAGAAGGUCAACAUCGGUAAUGUUCAACUGGCGACUCCUCCAGCCUAUCAGCUCGGAGAAUCGGUGGCCACCCGUUUGGCUUACGGUACGGCUUUGGCUAAGAUCGCUAUGAACAACGAUCGCGUAAUUGCCUUGGAUGGAGACACCAAGAAUUCGACCUAUUCUGACAAACUGCGCAAGGCCUUCCCAGAGCGAUUCAUCGAGUGUUUCAUUGCCGAGCAGAACUUGGUUGGUGUGGCCAUUGGAGCUGCCUGCCGUGACCGUACUAUUGCUUUCGUGUCCACCUUUGCCACGUUCUUCACGCGUGCCUUCGAUCAGAUCCGUAUGGGAGCCAUUUCUCAGACGAAUGUCAACUUUGUUGGAUCCCAUUGCGGUGUGAGCAUUGGAGAGGAUGGACCUAGCCAGAUGGGUCUGGAAGAUAUUGCCAUGUUCCGAACCAUUCCUGGUAGCACCGUCUUCUACCCGUCGGAUGCCGUCAGUACGGAACGAGCGGUUGAACUGGCCGCCAAUACUAAAGGAGUGUGCUUUAUCCGUACCUCCAGACCGAAUACUGCUGUCCUUUACGAGAACAACGAGCCAUUCCAGGUUGGCAAAGCCAAGGUUGUCAAGCAGUCCGCCAACGACACCGUUCUUCUGAUCGGCGCUGGUGUGACUUUGUACGAAGCCCUCAAUGCAGCUACUGAGCUGGAGAAAUCUGGCGUGCACGCUCGUGUGCUGGAUCCGUUCACCAUCAAGCCCAUCGACAAGGAAGCCAUUGUCCACAACGCUGCUCAGUGCGGUGGACGCAUCGUUGUCGUCGAGGAUCACUACAAGCAAGGCGGCAUUGGUGAAGCCGUGCUUUCGGCCGUCGCUGAUCAGCGCAACGUUGUUGUCAAACAUUUGGGUGUCGAGCAAGUUCCACGCUCCGGACCGCCAACUGUUCUGAUUGACAUGUUCGGUAUCUCUGCUCGUUGCAUCGUCGCUGCCGUCAACGAUAUCCUCAAGAUGUAAAAUGGAUAUGAAUCUACCAGAAGGGCCUCGGACUGGUGAUCAUAACCGGUUUAUUGUGGUGGUUCCAGAACGCCAAGUUAAAUGACCCCAGUUAUCCCCACAUGAAUCAAAUUUAUCACAUUCCCCAUGAAUCUUAUGCUACUCUUCCAUUCCCUUUUUUACCUUAUGUUCCUUAGAUGGUAAGUCGGAUCAUGUUCACAUAGGCGUAAAAUUUCCUUUUCAUUAUUUUUUGAUUGAGAAUUGGUACGUUUACUUCUUAGACAUUAUACAACUGUUUUUCAUUUCGUACAAUAUUUUUACAAUAAAAAUAUAUUCAAAACACUUUGAA